GAUGGGACUGCACUGGAGCACGACUUUGAUUUCUCCCACAUGCGGCAGACUAGUAUAGAGAGAGCGUUUGGCAAGGCGAAGAUGACUAUGAAGGUCUUCCGGCAACGCAAUGCCCUGGCUAGCCUGUUUGGCAAUUCAUGUAAGGAAAUUGGAGACACCCCCGUCGGGUUGAGACUGGAGCCUCUUGAGACUAGGACUAAUCUGGAUGGAGAACUCAUCCUAUCCCACGUCCACCACGGUGAAGACUCUACUAAGAGGAGGAAGCCUCCAUCGGUCCCCCGCCCUGUUGUCAAGGUGCGAUGUAGACUGCGUGCCCCAGCGGAUAGGGCCUCUUGGCUGACCAUGGACGAGUACGCCUACUGUGUGUUGCCAACACCUCUACCGCCGACUAUCAAAGGCUAUGCUGAGGGCAAUGGGGACGAGGAGAAGGAGGAGGAGGAAGGGCCAGAGGGUACGGAAGUUAGACCAGCUACUUAG
This is a messenger RNA of Perkinsus marinus ATCC 50983, 477 nucleotides long. RefSeq lists its product as hypothetical. The annotation marks the transcript as partial. The record is from RefSeq and is a predicted model, not a curated record. NCBI's taxonomy places the organism in Eukaryota, Perkinsozoa, Perkinsida, Perkinsidae. The transcript has 4 exons.